Molecule: messenger RNA, 949 nt
Organism: Indicator indicator
Lineage: Eukaryota; Metazoa; Chordata; Aves; Piciformes; Indicatoridae
Gene: MTERF4
Product: mitochondrial transcription termination factor 4
Exons: 3
Coding region: 1-759 (252 amino acids)
Biological process (GO): regulation of DNA-templated transcription
Molecular function (GO): double-stranded DNA binding
Source: RefSeq, a predicted model, not a curated record
AUGGGCUUCAGCGAGGAGCAGGCCCGGCGACUCCUGGGGCUACAGCCGCAGCUCUCCCCGGAGCGCCAGGAGGCGGCGGCGGCGCAGCUGCUGCUGCUGGGGCUCAGCACCGAGGCCGCCCUCGACCUGCUGGAGCGGAGCCCGGCACUGCUGAGGCUGCCGACGGAGCGGCUGCGGGCGCGGGCCGAUGAGCUGCGGCGCCUGGGACUCGCUGGAGGUCAGCUGCAGCGGGCGGUGAGCCGCUGCCCCCAGCUCUUCACCGUGCCCCGGCGGCGGAUGGCGGCUGCGGUGCGGCUGCUGCGGGAGCAGUGUCUCUUCACGGCGGAGCAGUUGAGGGAGGUGCUGGGGACCAGCCCCGCUGUGCUCCUGCAGGAGCCACGCCUGCUCCACCACCACUUCCAGUAUGCCUACUUCAGGAUGGGGGUUCAGCAGAAGGAGAUGGUGAAAGCCCGGCUCUUCCAAAUGCCGUUCACCGAGCUCAGGAACCGGCACAGCUUCCUGGAGCGGCGGGGGCUGUACCAGACCCCGUACAAAGGCCAGAGCCAAACCAGUAACCCAAUACUGAAGAGCGUCCUUCAGCUACCAGAGAAAGAAUUCUUGGAGAGCUUGGCUUGUGCCACCCCAGAGGAGUAUGAGGUCUUCAAGAAGAUGCUGGCUAGAGAAGAGGAGGGUGAAGAAGAGGAGGAGGACAGUGAUGCACUAUACACAGUGGAAACUGAUGUCUUGGAUAGCGAAAGAAUUAAAACAGCCUGGAAGUGAGGAGGUGAAAGACCAAGGUGCCUGAACUCUGCCCUGCUAGUGUAGUCCCUUGCCCCAUUGUGCUCAUGGGUGCUCUGGGCCACCACUGCCCACCAAGAGCUGCAAGCCUUGGCAGCUGCAGGGCUCUGAGUGCAGGGCCCUGCUGAGGGGCAGCAACAGCUCUCAUUUCUGAAUAUAACCACUUCUUUUC